AGAUAAGAUAAGCGCGUGUGACAAUAUUGUUGUGUUUUCCAUGUUAGCACAAGUGUUUUUUUUAAGCUAGAAACAAUGCAAUAUUAUUAAAAAUACUAUCGCUAAAUCGAAUACUCUCGCGUGUUAUCCCUAACUGGGUAGGCAGAGGUGCGUUUCUGCGCCAAUUGUUAUAUUUAAUUAGGUAAAGUUGAGUGCUAGAAUGGGCAGCGCUCAGUCAUACCCCGGUUUAACGGAAGAACUGCUGGAAGAGUAUGCUUCACUGACAUACUUGAGCAAAGGAGAAAUACUAUAUCUUAUGAAGAAAUUCUACUCGAUGAGCCCUGAAAAAAUUGAUGCAGACUUCCAUCACAGAUUUCACAAGGACGAAAUACUUGCAAAGUUUCCAGUUUUACGGAACAAUCCCUUUCAUGACCGACUCUUCAGGGUGUUCUCAUCACAACGAGACAACUGCUUCUCAUUCGAGGACAUGGUGGACCUCUGCUCCGCCAUGAGCGCAGAAUGUCCACACGAAGUGAAAGCUAACUGGGCUUUCAAAAUCUUUGAUUUGGAUGAAGACAAUCAAAUAUCCGACAUGGACAUCUCGGACAUCAUCGACCGGUUGACCUGGGACCCCAGCAGCCCCCAGAAUGUCCUCGACAAACAGUCCAAGAAAAAGAUUGCAGAUGUUAUACUAAAGGAGAUCAAACUAGAUGGCACUAGUAGUAUUGGCAUCAACGAGUUUCAAAUAAUGUUGACCAAAAUACCAGAGUUUAGAACGGCUUUCUACUUCCGAUUAUAAAUAAAAACUUUUUAGUAUUACCA
Messenger RNA from Plutella xylostella (diamondback moth), 801 nucleotides. Its product is annotated as calcium and integrin-binding family member 2. The record is from RefSeq and is a predicted model, not a curated record. Gene Ontology annotation, molecular function: calcium ion binding; magnesium ion binding. Lineage: Eukaryota; Metazoa; Arthropoda; Insecta; Lepidoptera; Plutellidae.